Messenger RNA from Desarmillaria tabescens, 2268 nucleotides. Its product is annotated as fungal-specific transcription factor domain-containing protein. The transcript is spliced from 9 exons. Gene Ontology annotation, biological process: DNA-templated transcription; regulation of DNA-templated transcription. The record is from RefSeq and is a predicted model, not a curated record. Gene Ontology annotation, molecular function: zinc ion binding; transcription cis-regulatory region binding; DNA-binding transcription factor activity, RNA polymerase II-specific. Gene Ontology annotation, cellular component: nucleus. Bases 1 to 2268 code for a protein of 755 amino acids. Lineage: Eukaryota; Fungi; Basidiomycota; Agaricomycetes; Agaricales; Physalacriaceae.
AUGAAAUGCGACUUUCCACUCAACGAAAAGGCAUGCAAGCGAUGCAAACCCAAAGGUUACCAAUGCGUCGUCGAGGCCCCGAAACCAAAGGUUUACAAGCGUGAACGCCUUCUGGCCGAAAUCCGGCAGAAAGACGCUGUCAUUGAGAGUCUCAUCAAACAGCUCUAUGACCCCUACCGUGCAACACCUCAUUCGAUUAACGAAUACCUCAAAUCUAUAUCACCCUCUGAUGCCAACGAUCCCAAUGUUCUUGUCUGGCUCGAUCGUCUCAAUUCCAGUGUACAAAUAGGUACCGGGAUCUCAUCUAACUUUCUACACGGAGGAGACGAAGAACAUCAUGAUUCGCUUUCUCAUGGCCGCCAGGAGCACGAACGGACGCAGUUUGCACUUAUGGAAUCUCCGCAUGUUCCUGACAGACCCCCGGAUUUGAUGUUUCCAAGUUGGAAGGAAAACGAACGACAGCGCAAAGAUGCUCAGCACGGCAUUGCUUGGCACAGCGAGGCCUGCGAAGGAUACUCAGAACAUGGUUCGUUUGAUCAUAGUCGUUUUGCUCACGGAAUUCUCCGUCCAGGACUUAAUCUAAGUCGUUCUAAGGAGUUUGAUUCUCCAGAUAUACUGGUACUCGGUCUUGUGACACUGGAUGACGCUGAGCAAUUGUUUGACAUCUUUUAUAAAUAUAUCAAUCCCUUCAUAUCCAUCCUCGAUCCGAUCUUGCUCACUCCGAAAUCGACUUUGACUAGAAGUCCCGUCCUUUUCGCAGUUAUCUGCGCGAUAUCGUGUCGAUACUAUGCCCCAAAAGCAAGCAUUUACCCGUUAGCCAUGCGCUUUGCCAAGCAUUCGGCUGCAAACGCCCUAAUUCACGAUGAAAUGAAAAGUAUCGAACUAUGUCAGGCAUACAUAUUGAUGAGCAUGUAUGCCGUCCCUCAGAAAAGCUGGGACAGAGAUCAGAGCUGGUUAUAUACGGGUCUAGCCAUCAGCAUUGCGACUGCUCUACACUUGGAUCGGACACCAAAAAUCGACUCAGCGAACGAGAAAGAGGAACGUGAGGCCCUCAAUCGAGUGCGUGUCUGGCAAUUAUGCUUCUACAUCGACCGAGGAACAGCGAUACAAUUUGGAAAACUUUGGAUGAUGAAGGAGGAUACGAUUAUCCGUCAUUCGGAGGAGUGGUAUAAACAAUCUCAAUAUAAUCUCGAUUACGACGUGCACAUGUGCGGGUACAACGCCCUUCUGCGCAUCGUAGCAAGGUUCCAUGAAGAGGUGUUGAAGUUAGAUCAGAGCGAACUGAUCAACUCGGAGAGGAGAAAUCUGCGGGACAUCACCAUGAGAUAUGAUGUGGAGAUAGAAGUAUUCGAGGAGGAAUGGAAGAAGAAAUUCAGGGCUGGGGGAUUCAGUCGUGGAGCUAUGCUCAGGUGCGGCAUGCUGAACUUUUUCGUAGCCUACUUCAGGCUGGUGAUGUUCUCUUUUGGUUUCCAUCAGGUGUUUCAUGCCGGUAUAGAAAAUUGGUAUGAUUAUUUCUUUAGCAAGUCCCUCGAAUGCUCUAAAUUGCUGAUCAGAUGCGUAAACGAGGAUUUGGCGCCUAGCGGAUUUCUGCGGUACGCUCCAGAUCGCAAUUUUCUGUGUGUCGCAUUCGCAGCUGUAUUCCUGUUCAAGAUCUUGCGACCAGAAUUUUCGUCUCUCCUAGGCAAGGCCGAUAAAGACGAGAGCAUUAAGCUCAUCGAGACCUUGAUUGAUCAGUUUAGCUCAUCCGGUAUAGCAGUAGAUGACCGUCAUACCCCGAAGCUGUAUGCUAGGUUCUUGGCUACGUUGUUGAGCAAGUAUCGAUACAACUGCGCCCAGGCGAUAGCUAUCGGAGCCUUACAGAACACCCUUCCAAAGGAUACAGGCAUACCUAUGUGCACAGCUGGCGAAAUGGGUGGGGAUCAUGGUACUUACCAGCGAUCUCAGACUACACAGGACCACAACCAUGAUUCUGCAGGUUACCAAUGGCCACAGUUACAGAUCCCCGGGCCGGAGGCGAGUCAUGCUGCCGGCAUCUGGCCAGUGCAGUUUGGAAGUGGCAUGGAGUUUCUUUAUUUCACGCACGAGGGUGAGAAUAUCGGGAAUGGUGGGGCAGAGAGCCUGGGGAGUAUGCCAGAAGGUGGCGUGCUUACAUCGAUACAAGGAUUGAAUAACUCUGAGUGGUUACGGGAGAUGUUGAUGCCUGGGUACGGUUUCUCUGACUAUAUAAUCGAGACGCUACCUAACUCGCUUUUGGAUAGAUUUACAUGA